Rosa rugosa (rugosa rose) is the source of this 1936-nucleotide messenger RNA. RefSeq names its product protein NRT1/ PTR FAMILY 5.5-like. The coding region runs from base 450 to 1391 and encodes 313 amino acids. The record is from RefSeq and is a predicted model, not a curated record. Lineage: Eukaryota; Viridiplantae; Streptophyta; Magnoliopsida; Rosales; Rosaceae. Gene Ontology annotation, biological process: transmembrane transport. The transcript has 2 exons. Gene Ontology annotation, cellular component: membrane. Gene Ontology annotation, molecular function: transmembrane transporter activity.
GUUUCUUUGUUAUUCUUUUCCUGGAUUGCUUUCUUAAAUUGGAGUCCUGGCGUGGGCGGAUAAAAUACUCUAUUAUGUCUUGUGGAUGCUCGUAACAUACUUAACUAGUGUGUGGAAGCUCAACUUCACACGCGCAGCAGAAGUUGUCAAUUUGUUCUAUGGAGCAGUGGCCAUAAUGCCAGUGGGCAUGCAAUUAAUAGUUGAUGCUUAUAUAGGCAACUACUGGAUGACCUUGCUCUCCAGCCUCGCUUACACCGCCGUAUGUUUCUCCUGAUCCAAUGUGUACAUGAGGGCAUCUAGUCUUUUCAUUCCUAUUUUGAACACAGUUACUGCACUAUAGUACACUGCAAAAAUUCGGUGCAGUUCUUAUUCUAGUGCAGUAAAAAAGCCGAUUGAAAGAAAAAAAAUUGCAUAAUUUGGAAUUCGUUUCAUAUUUAAUACAUCAAGAAAUGCAGGGUUUAGGUCUUUUGACAGUGUCAUCACCACCGGUACUUUCUGGAGCAACAGACAGUUGCAGCGCAAGCCAGACCCAAUGCCUUAGCCAAGUACAAAAAAUUCUGUUUUAUGUGUCGUUACCUCUAAUAGCUUUAGGAAUGGCUGGUCAGAUAACAUCGGUAGAGGCAUUCGCCGAUCAGAACUCAAAACCAAGUUGGAAGAUGAUGGGUAUUAAUGGCUUGGUCAUUUCGUUCAUUGUGUCGGCCCUUACUUCAGUAUGUGUAGUAUUGGCACUUGGUCAUAUCAAGCCUUGGUGGAUAUUGUUUGGGAUCGCAGCCAUUUGUACCCUGGGAGCAACACUCACUUUCUUGAGUGGUUCAGCUUCGUACAAAUAUCCGAAAUCCCAAGAAAGCGCUAUCACCACUUUGCUAAGAGUCUUUGUGGCCUCUUUCUCCAAACUAUCCAAAACUCAUCCAGGGUGUGAUAGUUUGUAUAUCUCACACAGUUUCUAUCAGAUACCUUAUACUAAUCGCCUCAGAUGCCUCGACAAGGCUGCAAUCAUAUUACCCGCGUCACCUUCUAUUGAGCAACAACAAAAAAGGCGGUGGAGACUCUGCACGGUGACAGAAGUGGAAGAAACAAAAAAGAUAUGGAUGAACUUUAUCCUAAUCGGUGUUGUAUCCUCUAUUGGAAAUACUUACUUCGUUGAACAAGCAAACAACUUGAAUAAACGGUACGGCCUGAAGAUUGAAGGUCAUAGUCGUGGUCCUUUUCCUCUUCUUGUCCUUCUUGUGUUGCAGGAGUAUGCAAGGGCGUUGUUAUCUCACCUUCCUUGGGAAGAACCUUGUAGGCUUUCUAGACCCUUCAAACACAAGGAGGUACGCUCCCCUACUUGCACUGUCGAUGACAAUGGCAAGUUUAUGUUGCAUUGUAGCUGCAUCGGUGGAGCGUCUUAGGUUAUCUGUGGUUAAGAGCCACGGUUUGCUUGAUGAACCGAACGAAGGAAUUCCCAUGAACAGAGCUUGGUUGAUUCCGCAGUUUAUUCUCCUUGGACUCCUUAAUGGGUCUAAAGAGACAGCCUUCCGUUUCUUGCUCCUUGGUGAGGUACCUCAACCCGGUAAUCGGUACAGGGCUUUGGCUCAUGGUGUUUUUGGAGUGGGGAUCGGACUAUAAGCAGUGUGUUGUCUGUUUAUUUAGUGGGUAAAAUGAAACUUAGUUGGUUCCAAGAAACCCUAAACAGGAGUCGUUUGGACAAUUACUACUGGACCUUGGCUGCUUUGACUGCAGCUAAUCUGCUGUUCUAUGUUUCAUUGAGCUUUCCAUGUUGGUCUUCUAAUCAUGAACCGGACAGUGUACAUCGUCCCAACGACAUCCACACUGAUUGUGAAGUAGAAGCAGAGAUGGAUAUCGCUCCUUAGACAACAAAAUCUCGAUUUCUGUCUAUUGUAUAUUUCAAAAGACGCCUUCAAGUCUUGUCGAUAACAUUCCAUGUACAGUAUUA